Pygocentrus nattereri (red-bellied piranha) is the source of this 5998-nucleotide messenger RNA. RefSeq lists its product as uncharacterized. Gene Ontology annotation, cellular component: membrane; extracellular region. Gene Ontology annotation, biological process: lipoprotein metabolic process; lipid transport. Lineage: Eukaryota; Metazoa; Chordata; Actinopteri; Characiformes; Serrasalmidae. Gene Ontology annotation, molecular function: lipid binding. Bases 18 to 3581 code for a protein of 1187 amino acids. The transcript has 34 exons. The record is from RefSeq and is a predicted model, not a curated record.
GCCUGUGCGGAGGAUACAUGGAGGCGAGAGAGGCAGAAGUUGGAGAUGGAGGUGUCAUCUCAGGAGAGCGCAGACCGAGCAUUGCACAGCUGCAGGAUGUGCUGAGGAGAGUGUCUCUAAGUUCCUUUCACAGCAAAUGCAAGGAGAGUGGCUUUCUCCUCGAUCUGUCCAGUGGAACAGAAGUGUCCAGUGACCAGCUUGCACAGAGUGGAAGUCUGAGUCCAGUUAACCCGGUUCAGAGUCUGACUCAGAAUGGAACUGCAAGCAAACCAUGGAAUCCUUUCUUUUCUGCUGAGAGCAAAGUUAAUGGAGUCAGUGGCAGCUCAAGCAUUCAGAACCCAUUUUCCACUCAAGACAAAGACUCCACCAUUAAUGGUGUUGGUAAAGAGAGCAAGACACAGCCAAAUGUGCAGGACUUAUUCUCAAGUGGUAGACAAAGGAACGGAUGGUCUUGGCCUCCAUCAUCUUCUGCAGUAACACUUGAGCCGUCAAAGGGGGAUUUUCUUCAAAACGAUUGGGCCAUCUUACCGCCCUCAGCUUCAAGCCUGGAAACCAAACCCACUGAUAUAUUCCAAGCCGCACCUCCUUCCUGGCUUUCAGACCUCCCUCAGGCUAGCCCGUCCAAUCAGAAAGCAGAUGUUUUUCAACCAUUUGGAAGCAAAGAGGAAAACCCUGUCUUUGGGAGACCACUGGGGACCAAUGAGAGCAAAGAACUCACUGAGCCGUCCAACGAGAGGGAUUAUCUCUUGGAAUACAUACUGGCCAAUCAAAUGAACGAGGAUUUCCAACCUGCACCUUCUCCUACCGUAGAGACUGAUGGACCAGAUGCUUCCCAGAACGUGUCUAGGUUUUUCCCUCCUCCUGUUGCAAACGAAGACUUAUUCCAAACCCCGGACAUUUUCUCGGGCACCCCUACAUCUGCGUCAAAUGAUAACUUUCCGCCCCCUUUGUCCAGUCUAGACAACAGAGUAUUCCAGAGUACCCCAUUUUAUCCAACCCCAACCUCCAUUAAGGCUGAUAUUAAUGCGUUUGACCCAUUAUCUGUUGAUUACGUUGCGAAUGGUGAUCCAUUUAAGCCUCAGGAAAGCCAGUUUGACAAGCUGUUUGCCAACCCUGUUGGCACUAGUGAUGGCACUUCUACAGGGCUCAUGACUGGAACAUUCAAGGACACAUCCCCAGUUAUAUCACCAGUAAAUAAUCCGAUGUUCAGAAGGCGCCUGCCCAAACCAACACCCCGAAGGAUUCAUAAGAACUCUAAUCAGGAUGUGGACCAUCAUUCUUCAUCCAAGCCUGCUGUCGUCUCUCCCACAUCUGCACUAGCUCAUUUUGGUACUCCUCGGAUUCCCCUUAAAUCCAUCCAGGCUCCUCCCACAUCCACUCCUUCUACUUCUCCUCCUGUCUUACAGGCCAGAACCAGCAUUCAGAACCAAACACCAGCUGAAGAGGAAAAUAAGAACCAAGUCUAUGAGGACGUUCUUCUCAUUGGGCAGGAGAGAUGUGUAGAGGACUGGCCAGAGGACAGCCCCCAGCUUUCUCCCAGCUGGAAGCCGGCUGGAAAGUUAAGACUGAGGAGGGAUUCUUUGAAGAUCACUGCAGAGUCUGAGGCAGCCCUGACUUCAGAGACUCUUGGGAAGAAACAUGGCAAAGGGAAACUGAGCAAGAAGUUGAGGUCCUCAUUCUUAUCUAGAAGAGGGUCAAAGGAUAAGUUUGGAGACGACCUGAAGGCGGCACAGACAGCAGCGCUCGGCCGAGAGUUCAAGGAGAGAACCUCUGACAGCUUGAAUGGUGGCUAUGGGGGGACCCUGCCUUGGGGAACAAAGUUCCAUGACGGUGCCUUAGAUGACGUUUUCUCAUCUGAUCAAGAUGAACACAGUGCAGCAGUGGCCAGCAAACGUGUGAAGCAGAAGAAAAGAAUAAAAGUAUCCGUUCCUCCCUUACGUUACCGAACAUCUUCCAAGAUAAAGUCCAACAGUGAUGUUCCUGAUAAUGGAUUAGGCCAUUCCACCGUCUUGCCAGCUUCCAAGGAAGACCGAUUUAUGAGAACCGAUGCUGAAAAGACUCGCUUCUCUGCAGACGUCUUGGAUUCAUUUAGGCCUCCGAAUAAGGAGGAGGGGGCGACUGGAUAUACCCCUUCGUUGGAGUCAAAGGCAGGUUACCAGGAUGAGCCUUUCUCUCCGAAUGGUGCCGAGCAACUAGAAAUGCAGGACUGUCGACCUAAGAAACCUGUUAGGUUUAUAGUUCCCCGGCUGCCUCGGAAAGAAUCGAAGAGCACAGCAGAGGACGUCCCACAGAAAGGGGCAGAUCUAUUUAAAGCCAGUGACGUUAACGGCUCUGAACUGAAUGGACAUGAGGAUUAUAAUGAGAUGAGAAAACCGCCUAUUCUGAGGGUUCCACCACUUCCUUGCAGAGAUGCAAAGGGUCUACCGGAUUCAGAAACCCCAGAAAAAGGAGCAGAUCUGUUCAAGCCAGGAGACGUUGAAGAUGCUGAAACCUGGAUGGAGGAGUACAGUCCGGACACCAAGCCUCAUAACAAUUCACAUACGGCAAGCAGAGAAACAACGGCUAGAGGGGAAGCAUUUGUUCCUGAAGACUUUGAUCCCCCAGGUGCUACCUCCAGUAACUACUACCUUUCAGAGGCAGCUAAGGCUGAAUGGAUGUCCUCGCAGAUGGACGUGAGGCGAGCAAGAGGCCCGGAAGACGACGAAGAGAGAUUGGAGGGCGUGGAGGAGGAAGAAGGGGACACUGACAGUCUGAUGGAGUGGUGGAACACAGUGGAAUUGUGGGACGAACUACCCUCAGAUGAGGAAAUCAACCUUAAAGAGGAUGAAACUAUAUCUUUCACUGAGAUUGCUGGGAAGGUCCACCGCGGGCUCCGGGUCUUCUAUAAAGUUUUCACCGAGCAAGCCGAAUUUCUCUACCAGCACGUGCUGUUCCUCUACAGCCUCGCCGAUGACCUCAGCAACUUCCACCGCCGCGCUAAGAUUGCGAACAUCACAGGUAGCACUACAACAGCUGUGGGUGGAGUGGCAGCCAUCGCCGGACUGGCUUUAGCCCCUGUUACAUUUGGGGCUUCGCUCAUCGUAUCAGUGGUUGGCCUGGGGGUGGCCACAGCGGGAGGAAUCACGGCAGCUUCGGCUGCCAUCUCGGACAACGUCCAUGACAUGAACGACCGUAAGAAGAUCGAGAUCAUCGUGCAGGACUAUGAGAUUCGUUUGACAGAGAUGCAGCACUGCCUUCGAUUCGUUGCGGAGGGGAUCCGCCGACUGCGCUGCCACCCUCUGCUGCGGAGGAACAACUACUACGCCGGCAACUGGGAGGUACGACGAGCGUUGCAGACCGUUAGCCUGGUCAGCGAACCUGUGGAGCGAGCGGAGGAAAUAGUGAACACUGCCAUGGCAGCAUUGAACAGCGUGUGUAAAGGCAUGGAUAAGUACUUCACCAAGGACUCGAGGGAGCUGAAGAAGGGAUGCAAGAAGGAAGUGACAAUGCGAGUGCAAAUGCUGGCCAAGCACCUGCAUGAUGGCCUAGUGCAGCUGAACUCCAUUAGAGAGCAGCUACUGGACGCAACUGGCCACGUUUAAAUUGGUUGGGUCAUGCUUCGGCUUCCUGCCACAUGGACGUCCCAGUGAUGAUGCCAGUGUUGUCCGAAAGGAGUAGGACUGGACCAAAUAUGGAUCAGCUGUUGAUUCGGAGUGUCUGGUUUUGCCCGUGACUGUCCCUAAAGGGUGACCCUAAAACGAGUGCUCUCUUGGUGUCAGGGUUCAGUCAGUAUAGAAAAACAUGAUUUUAAUAUACACCAGCGUUCAAAAGUCAGAAAUCACUUUUUAUAUGAAUGAUUUUUGCUUUUUUAAAUAAAAAUGCAGGUUUGAUCACACACUUAGAUGCAUUUAGAUGUAAUAUUUCAAAUAUUUCGUCUAAAUAAUAGAAUAAAUAAUAUGCUGUAAUAAUCUGUUAAUUAUUACAAUUGCAAUUAUUACUUGUAAUUAUCUUGUUAGGUUGCACAGGCCUGUAAUACUAGAAUCAUUCUAUGUAUUUAUCGGCCACCGUAUUGAUUUUGUAUUAUUGAAAACGUUCAAAUUGGUUCGUAAUAAGCCUAGAUUAAUGGGGAAACCCCUUUGGCAGUGCGUUUUAGUCCAAGACCAUGUUCAGUACAUGUCCAAGAAUCUCUCAGAGGUUAUAUGACAAAUUCAGUAUCAUGAUACUUCAAGAUGUUUUCACGAUGGACAGUAUCUGAUGAUACUGACUUUUUCUGACAUCUGAUCAGUUGGAAUAAAGGAAAAAAGCAAAAAUUACCCAUGAAUUUAAUCAUUUAUAUUCAACACUUUACAUGCUGUGCUACACUAAAUCCCGUUAAACAAGACUAUCUAUGCUCUCUUUUUAAAGAGACAUGCAGCCGAUCAGUGUUUGAGUUCUAAAUAUAUCUAUAAAAUACUCAGAAAAGCAUAUGAUAUUUGGCAUGAUAACGAUGAGUAGUGUCCUUUUCCCCAGCCCUGCUGUCUCGUAAUAUAUGUGAUCCAGAAUAUGGACUACAGUUCCCAUACUCACUUGAGAGAACUUCAAAAAAGUGUGGGCUUGAGUUGAUUAUGAGUGCUUGUGGUGUUUAAAGCUUCACCUUCGUUGCUGUUGUGCACCUGACACCUUCUCUUAAUCUGAACGCUGUCUGCGGUUGGACAUGGUUCUGGUUUCUUAUUCGCUUAGUUCUUGUUCUGAAUCUUCACUUCCCCAGUGAAAACUACCUUCAGUGAGGGCUGAAAUUCUGGGAUUUAAGUUGGUGCUUUGGUACCUUCUGUAUCACAUCUGGCUUCAAACCGUGGCAACACAGAAAGCUAUUUUGCCAGCGUUUAAACUUGAAAAAAAAAAAAAACACACACACACACACACACACACUCCGUCAGGGUCAAGGGGUGGGUGCUGGAGCAUAUCCCAGCGGUCAUUGGGCAGAAGGCAGGAUACACCCUGGACAGGUACUUGAAAAAAUAGUUAAUGUUUAAAGUAGUCUUGUGUUCAUAACAGGGAAAAAUGAAGUGGAGUCCAAGACUGGACAUGGACCGUGCCAAUAUAGCACGUUUAAUAUGAAGUUUAAUAUGUGAAGUUUCAUUUCGCUGCUUUGGUGUUUACAACGUCUAGUUGUGGUCAGUUCUUCAGACUGUCAACACAUCUCAUUACAGUAGACCUGUCAAAUGAGUCUGAAGUACUUUUAUUUUGCCUUUUAUUGUAAAAUCCAGUGUGUAUAUUUGUAUCCUUUGAAGGAAAGAGGUUCAGUUAUUUAGUAAAAAGUAGAGGUGGGUAAUCCAGGUGCCAAACCCUCCCCAGGAUUUUGUUCGACUUCUCCAGUUUGCUCAAGCCAGCAGCGAAGGUGUUCAGGCGGUUGGAACGAAAUCCUGGGGAGGGUUUUUCACUUUUUGGACCUGGAUUACCCACAUCUAGUAAAAAGUCACUGAAAAAUGUUCCUCUUGUUAGACUGUUUUCUUUAGUCAGCAUACAUUUUGCUAGAAAGUGAUGUAUUAUGUAAAUUUUAUGAUUUAAAUGUUAAAAGAAAAUGCCAGAUGGGAACAAGUCGUGGUUAAUCUAGACCGCUAGUUAGCCAUACUGGAGACUCGAGAGGCUACAUCUGCUGUUACUGAUGGACCCGUAUCCUACAUUUUCUUGUAUUUUAUUAUUUUAUUCUCCUGACUUUGCUGCUAAAUAUAUUUUUCCCAUCUUCCAUGCUUCCACCCCCACGCCUUAAUUUUAGCUCUGACCCAUCCCAAAAUCCCAGGGCUCACCAGGCUUUCUCGUCUUUACCUCAGUACGGGGUUCAACAUUGUUUGCCAACGAUACCUAGAUAACAGGAUUGCUUAGUUUAGCUGGAUACCUUAGGCCCAAAGUCAAGCCUGGCCAAAGAGAAAAGAGGGGCAUUCCCAUUGGGGCUUUAUGUCUGUUUUUAUGCGCUGUACUCAUUUUAAAAGUUUUCCUGCUUUUAUAUGUUGCUGAAAAUAAAGCUGCUGAAAUGCUUUAA